Messenger RNA from Ylistrum balloti, 633 nucleotides. RefSeq lists its product as uncharacterized. NCBI's taxonomy places the organism in Eukaryota, Metazoa, Mollusca, Bivalvia, Pectinida, Pectinidae. Bases 1 to 633 code for a protein of 210 amino acids. The transcript has a single exon. The record is from RefSeq and is a predicted model, not a curated record.
AUGAAGAGGGAACACCAUCCAAUGAAAACGAUUGGUGAUGUAAUUUCUGAAGCCAAAGUAUUCUCUGUGCUAGAUGCAAAAUCAGGAUUCCUCCAAAUUAAACUUGACAAAGAAUCUUCAUACUUGACUACCUUCAAUACACCGUUAGGGAAAUACAGGUGGCUCAGACUCCCAUUUGGAAUUAAAUCAGCUCCAGAAAUCUAUCCACGUAUCAUGGACCAAAUGUUGGAAGGUAUCCAAGGUGCAUUCACCAUCAUAGAUGACAUACUUGUGGCUGGGAGAGAUCUAGAGGAACAUGAUAAAAUCAUGAGGCAAGUUGUCGAACGUGCAAGAAAGUACAGCCUGAAACUUAACUACGAGAAGUGCAAAAUAAGGCAACCCAAAGUGAACUCUAUAGGUCACGUGAUUACUGAACACGGUCUACAGCCAGACGCAGGAAAGGUCAGGGCCAUACUAGAGAUGCCUGCACCUACUGACAAAGAAGGGGUACGCCGCUUCCUAGGUUUAGUCCAAUAUCUCGCCAAAUUUCUGCCAGAUUUAAGCAGUAUUGACGCUCCUUUGCGUACACUCUUGAAGUCUGACGUAGAGUUUGCGUGGCAACAUGAACAGCAGGAAAGUUAUAAAGAACUUUAA